Molecule: messenger RNA, 707 nt
Organism: Cantharellus anzutake
Lineage: Eukaryota; Fungi; Basidiomycota; Agaricomycetes; Cantharellales; Hydnaceae
Exons: 1
Coding region: 178-618 (146 amino acids)
Source: RefSeq, a predicted model, not a curated record
CUGCAUCACGUACCUUUGGUAGCCAUAUAAUCCAUCAAUCGAAGAUGCCCAAUAAAAGGAUCGAGAGAUCCAUUAAUAAUGAUCGAUCCACAGAGAGGGAUGUGACUGAGAAAACGUAGAACUGGGAGUGAAUGUUGACGUUGAACGUGUUGAGCUACUGAGGUAGGGAGAAUCGCAAUGUCUGCGUUGGAUUUUUGGUUCAGGGCUCUGGAUACAAGAAAGCAAAAGCCUGGGGACAGAAACACGUGCGAGCAUGCGGGAGGGGUAGAGAUAUACAACACAUUAACCUGGUUCAGGAAAGCUGGUAACGACACCUAUAAGGCUAACGUCCCUCCCAGUACGUGCUUUCAUUUUAUUUUUGAUGGUCUGGACGGCGUCGUGACUAUCUCAUUCUCCUGCUGGCGUCUAAUCGGGAGUCAAGAUCGCCCCCACAAGAGCCGCCCCAUCCCCGAGCCAGUGGAAUACCGUGGGCGUCAACCACUUUAUCCACCACGAGGCAAGCAUAAUAUAAACGAGCAAUGGCCCUUCCAAUGCCCGAAUUGGCGCCCGUUACAAUGGCUUGCCCUCCAACUUCCGAGCAGGUUUAUAUGCCUUCCUAUCACAUGUAAUAUCAAUUAAAGGCUCGGGAUCGAGGACAUGCUGCCGGCCUGGGAGAGUGGACUGAGAUUGGAGCGGCGGGACGUAGCCUUUCUGGUAUCGAGGGAGGU